AUGUAUCCGUGUCCCGCCAACUCGACCAUCUGGUUCGUCGACGACCAGGGUUUCGUCGUCGACCAGGGUUUCGUCGUCGUCGACCAGUGCUUCGAACACAGCUAUGCCGUCGGCAUCCUCCCGCUGGCCCUGAUCGUCGCUGCUGUCCUCUGGGCCGCCAAGGACAUUGUCCAUCCCGCCGCCUCCUCGGACGGCUCCGACACCGCCCUCAUCAACAGCGAAGAUGGAUCCACCCGCAACCGCUACGGCGCCAUCCCUGCCGCCGACCAGCCUGCUCCUCCCGCCGUCGUCGCCCAGAAUCCGGCCCUCAAGUGGACCUGUCUGGCUAUCCUCGUCCUCGAGCUGGCUGUCUCUGUCGCUACCACAUUCCAGGACCUGAGCCAGUCUGGUUCUGGCUCCUUCGUCUUCUUUGGCUCGGCUGCCUGGGCUCUUGCAUGGGCCAUCGCAACCAUCGUCUUUGCCGCCUCGACCGGUCCCGUCCCGGCCAGCAUCCGCCCCAAGCUGAGCAGCCCCAUCCAGCCCUUUGCCCUCGGCUGUGCCGUCCUCAAGGCUCUCCAUCUCCACAACACCCUGCUCAGCAACAGCGGCGAUGCCGUCGCCCCGAUCGUGCUCGCUGUUGUCCUGAGCACCAUCCUGUCUGUGGCCAACUUUGCUCUGCGUCUGAGUCUGCGCGAGCAGGUCGAAUCGCUGCACAUUGUGAAGCUCAAGGGCCCCAAGAACACCGAGAUGCUCCCUGCCCCCGAGCCCGAGUCCACCUGGUUCGAGAACCUGUUCUUUGUCUGGAUGGACGGCCCUCUCAGCCGCGGCUACAAGACCCCCCUGACCAAGAAUGACCUCUUUGACCUGCUCGAGCGCAACAAGUCUGCCAGAGUCAACCAUGUCUACCGCGAGCAGUACAAGAACAAGCACAAAAGCCUCAUCUCUGGCCUGUUCAUGAUGGAGAUUGUCAGCUUCACCAUUCAACUAUUCUUGGGUAUCAUGGUUGCGUUUCUCAUAUUCGCUCCCGCUGGAUGCUUAUACCAAAUCAUGAAUUACAUCCAGAACCCGAACGGCCGCCCCGUUACCGUUGGCUUCUUCUGGGUGUUCAUGUCGUUGGUCUCUGGACUCAUGUGUGCAAUGGUUGAUGCGCAGCGCUUGAACGCCACGCACGACAUGAGCUAUCGCGUACGUGCUGUCCUGAUCAACGAAAUCUUCCAGAAAUCUCUCCGCCGCAUCUCUGCCAAGGGCAAAUCCAAGAAGGACGAGGACCAGUCGGCGGGCAAGCUCGUCUCGCUCAUGUCCAUGGAUACCGAGAAGCUGGCCAUGGGCAGCGCCGCUCAAAGUCCUACAGAGGCCCUCAUGGAGAAGGCCGACAAACGCAACACCCGGACCCUCGAGGCUCUGCAGGCCAUUCGCAUCAUCAAGUUCUUUGCCUGGGAGCCACAGUUCCUCAAGCGCAUCGGCGAAGCCCGCAAUGCUGAGCUCCGCGAGCUCAUUUCCUUCUUUGUCACGAUUGGCCUCAGUGUCAUGCUCUGGUCGUUUGUGCCGGUGAUUGUUGCGGUUGUUACCUUCCUGAGCUACACCCUGAUCGCUGGCCACGACAUGGAUGCCACCACGGCAUUCACUUGCCUCAGUCUGUUCAACGCUCUCAAGUUCCCUCUGACGGCUUUCCCUGACACACUUUCGGAGGCAAACCGUAUCGAAAAGUUCCUGAACGAGCCCGAGCUCCAAAACCUGUUCAAGAAGCAGUCGCAGCAGACCUCCGAGACCACGCCGCUCCUCGGCUCGGAGCAGCCGGCUUCUGGCGCGGACGACUCGUCCGAGCCCAAGUUUACCCUGCGCGGCCUCAAGAUCAGCUUCCCUCUCGGCAAGCUCAGCACCAUCUGCGGCUCCACCGGCUCCGGCAAGUCCUCGAUCAUCCAUGCCCUCCUCGGCGAAAUGAAGUCGCUCCAGGGCAGCGCCAACCUGACCCGUCUCACUCGCAGCCACCGCUCCAAGGGCGGCAUCGCCUUUGUCGCCCAGACCGCCUGGCUCGCCAACGCCACGAUCCGGGACAACAUCCUGUUCGGCGAGCCCUACGACCAGCUCCGAUACGCCCGCGUGAUCGAAGCCUGCGCCCUGUCCAAAGACCUUGCCUCCUUCGAGUCCGGGGACCUGACCGAGAUCGGCGAGAAAGGUAUCAACCUGUCGGGCGGCCAGAAGCAACGAGUCUCGCUCGCCCGCGCCGCGUACUCCCGGGCCCACUACAUCCUGCUGGACGAUCCGCUCUCAGCCGUCGAUGCGCCCACAGCCAAGCAUCUCUUUGACAAUCUGGCCCUUCCCGCCACCGACUACCUCGUCGUCAUCAACCAGGGCCAGAUCCUCGACCAUGGCUCGGUCGCCGAGGUCUCCCAGAACCGCGAGGUCGAGACCAUCAUCGCCAAGGAGAACCUCGAGGCACUCGACGUCGACCUCACCGACGAGGAGCUCCUGAGCCGCAACUACUCCAACGGCAAGACGCCCGAAGACGCCAAGAAGCUCAUCGAUGCCGAGGCUUCCAGAACCGGCGCAGUCCAGGGCAGCGUCUACUACUUCUAUCUGACUGCGGCAGGCGGCUUUGGUGUCAUCGUCGCCUACCUCGGUAUAAUUCUUGUGCAGCGAUCGGCCCAAGUGCUGGCCGACUACUGGCUCAAGGUCUGGGCCGAUGCCUACAACCAUGCCAACGAACUCAACACGAUGUUUGCCGUGACGCUCUCGGCCCCGCUGUCCCUCAGCUUCCUCAACCCAGUCUCAGGCAACGACAGCAACACCCUUGUCGAUGGAUCGUCCGGCCAGUCCGUCAAUGUUGCCUACUGUGUCCUUGUGUACGCCCUCAUCAAUUCGUGCGUCCUCUUUCUCAUCAUCACCAACUUUGCCUAUCGCAGCUGGGUUGGCUACAAGGCUGCCAAGAAGCUGCACGACCAGCUCAUCACCCGCAUCAUGUAUGCGCCGGUGCGCUGGUUCGAUGUCACCCCGCUCGGCCGCAUCACCAACCGCCUCUCCAAGGACAUUGGAACCAUCGACCGUAACCUGAUCAACACAUGCGCACGGUUUUUCCUUAUCCUGGCGAGCGCCACCACCACCCUCAUCGUCAUCGGCACCGUGACACCGAUCUUCCUCGCCGUGAUUCCCUUUGUUGCCUACAUCUACUACAGGAUUGCAAUCUACUACCUGGCUUCUAGUCGCGAGCUCAAGCGUAUCCACAGUAUUAGUCGCAGCCCCAUCUACAGCACCUUCAGCGAGUGUCUCGUUGGCGUGUCGACCAUCCGCGCCUAUGGACACGAGGCCCGAUUCAUCGAGGACAACAUGAUCAAGGUCGACACCAGCAACCGAGCGUAUCGCACGCUGAUGCACUCAAAUCGGUGGCUGUCGGUCCGGAUUGCCCUGGUCACCUCGUUGAUCACUUUCACUGCCGGUGUCGCCAUCAUUUGGUCCAAGGACCUGAUCGGUGUGGGCCUUGCCGGUCUCAGCUUGACCUGGGCAGCCACCAUCGCAGAGAGUCUGCUUCGCAUCGUUCGUAUCCACUCACAGAUGGAGCUGAACAUGAACUCAGUCGAGCGUGUGCACGAAUACCUCGAGAUUGACCAGGAAGCCCCCGCCGUCAUCGAGACAUCGCGUCCUCCUCCCGGCUGGCCUGCCAAGGGCCACGUCCAGUUCAACGACGUUGUCGUCCGCUAUGCCCCCGACCUGGAUCCCGUCCUCCGCGGGGUGUCCUGCGAGUUCAAGGGCCGCACCAAGGUCGGCGUCGUGGGACGGACCGGCGCGGGCAAGUCCACGCUCACCCUGGCGCUGUUCCGCAUCAUGGAGCUCUCCGGCGGCAGCAUUGUCAUUGACGGCGUCGACAUCUCCAAGAUUGGGCUGCGCGACCUCCGCCAGAAGCUCACGAUCAUCCCGCAGGAUCCCGUUCUGUUCACGGGCGACAUCCGCAGCAACCUCGAUCCCUUUGGCGAGCACUCGGACGACCGGCUCUGGUCGAUCCUGGAGCGCGUGCGGUUCCUGAACACUCUGCAGGCCAAGCUGGACGGCAGUUCGUCGAGCGACAACCUGCCCGCGCAGACAUCCGAGAACCAAGGCCAGACCCAAGUCCAGGGCCAGAACACCCGUGCCGCCGCCGAGGCGUCCGGGUUCUCCCUCGACACCUCUGUCUCCGAGGGCGGGUCCAACUUUAGCCAGGGCCAGCGCCAGCUGCUGUGCCUGGCCCGAGCGCUGCUCAAGGAGUCGGCCAUCACCGUGCUGGACGAAGCCACGGCCUCGGUCGACAACGAGACCGACGCCUUCAUCCAGGAGACGAUCCGCGGAUCCGAGUUUGCCAACUCGACAGUGGUGUGCAUCGCCCACCGCCUCCGCACGAUUGCCGACUACGACUCGGUGCUGGUCCUCAGCCACGGAGAGGUGGCCGAGUUUGGCACGCCCUUUGAGCUGAUGCAGCGCGAGGACGGAGUCUUCCGCAAGAUGUGCCAGGACUCGGGCGAGUUUGAAGAGCUCGAGAAGAUGGCCCGAGCCAGGGAUCAAGCCAAGAAGGCCCUCUGAGCCCGCCCUCAUCCCGGCCAGUGUGCUGGUCAACAACAAUCCGAGCGGGUGCCCAGCUGCUGUGAUUUGUGAUUUCUGUUUUUGUUAUUGUGUUGGGAUACCGGACUGGUUGGAGCACUGUGCCUAUUGGACACCGAUGUGCUUGUGUGGUUGACUGCUUGUGAGUGAUUGGAUGUUUCAGUGUGCCGUUCUGGUGGAAUGGGGUGGUUUUUGGUAGAUUCGAUCGCUCGACUGAGAGCUCUGUCAAAUGAGAGUCUUUGUGACAUCUAUGAUAUUUCUUAUGUUCAUUCAAAUCAGAAUGCCCCAUGAAUGAUAAUAAACAACCGACUUGGCGACGACAUCCCAGAUUGUU
This is a messenger RNA of Polychytrium aggregatum, 4879 nucleotides long. RefSeq lists its product as uncharacterized. NCBI's taxonomy places the organism in Eukaryota, Fungi, Chytridiomycota, Chytridiomycetes, Polychytriales. Gene Ontology annotation, molecular function: ATP hydrolysis activity; ATP binding; ABC-type transporter activity. Gene Ontology annotation, biological process: transmembrane transport. The record is from RefSeq and is a predicted model, not a curated record. The coding region runs from base 1 to 4527 and encodes 1508 amino acids. The transcript is spliced from 12 exons. Gene Ontology annotation, cellular component: membrane.